Toxotes jaculatrix (banded archerfish) is the source of this 2324-nucleotide messenger RNA. It is a transcript of the gene thap7, whose product is annotated as THAP domain containing 7. Gene Ontology annotation, cellular component: nucleus. The transcript is spliced from 5 exons. Bases 72 to 1760 code for a protein of 562 amino acids. The record is from RefSeq and is a predicted model, not a curated record. Lineage: Eukaryota; Metazoa; Chordata; Actinopteri; Toxotidae. Gene Ontology annotation, biological process: regulation of DNA-templated transcription.
GAAGAAAGGCGGAAGAAUGUGGGUGAGAGAGGAUCAGCCAUUUUCGUGAGGUCGAAAUCUGCAGUGGAGGGAUGCCAAGACAUUGCUCAGCAGGUGGCUGCAAAACGCGGGACAACCGUGAGACUCGUAAUGCUGGCGUCACCUUUCACAAAUUACCAAAAGGAGCCACUCGGAGGAAUCUCUGGAUCACCAACUCCCACCGUGCAGACUCCUGGGAUCCUCAGACUGACUUUGUCUACUUUUGUUCCAAACACUUCACCCCAGAGAGCUUUGAGCUGACCGGAUGCAGUGGGAUCAGAAGACUAAAAGAAGAUGCAUUUCCUACAGUAUUUGAUUCCUCUUCAAGAAGCAAAUGCAAAAGAGCAGGAGCUCCUCAGAAACGAGGCGACAUCCCUGCCAGGAAGAGUCCCUGCUCAGGCAGCCAGGAGCAGGGCAGAGACCAGGAUCAGACUUCAGAUGAAGCCUCAGUUCAGAGGUCGGCGGCAGCAUCGGAGGAGACUCACGAAAACAUACCUGCGUUUUCUCAAGAGCCGUCAGAGGUGGAGCCGCUCUCACAGCAAGAACGUGCUUCUUCGCCGCCACCGGAGUCUCGUCCCAUCUCCCCAUCACGUUACAUGAGGCGUCUGCCCCCUCCUCCGGGCUUCUACCUGUCAAAAGAGCACAGCUACGCUCAGCUCUGCCCCCUGCUGUGGAGGAGACGUUACGACCAGGCUAUUGACUGCCUGGAGAAGGCCUUACGACAGCUGCACGCAGCCAGGCGGAGGGAGAACCGCCUGCGGAGCACCGUUCUGAGGCUCCGGGAUAAACGGCUGAAGCACACUCUGCUGGUAUCACAAGAUGGUUUCAAAAACAAGGGGAGCUGGACACCAGGGCAGGAGAAGAAAGGAAGUAAAGGAGCCUCUAACCAGGAGGAGAGUGAGACCGAUGCUAAAUCUGAGGAGACUGGGUUAUUUGAGGACAGAGGUGUGGAUCACAUGGAGUUAGGGGUUCCUUUUCUUCCAGACACUAACAGCUGGUCUGAGGAGGAGAAGGGGUACUGUUUUUACUGUGGGAGAGGGCAGGUUCAGGUAGGUGGUCAGGUAAAAGACAGACUUUCAGAGACUGAGAAGGAUGUCGGGCCCACGGAGCACGAGGACUCUGAGAAGACUCAGAGGAGUGUUGAAACGACCAAGGACACACAGUCAGUCAGGCUAGAAAGACCACUUGAGAAAAAAGUAGAAACCAGUGACUCAGGUGUUGCACAUUCCCAAGUCCUGCUCCAAACUCCACAUCUUCAGCAUGCGAUCCCUGCUGGAGUGUGUCUGCCUGAUACUCAUGAGCAGAGCCUCCAGUUUUUGGGGCCCCAGCAGAAGCUGCUACUGUCCGACACGUGUGACAGGGAGUCUGAAGCCGCGGGUCAGGAGCACCAACUGGACCUGCAGCAACAGCUGUUUUGGAUACAGGACAGUGCCGAGGGACAGGUCAUCCUGGUGCCCGUCCCUGCCGAAGACGGAUUACAAAGCUUUCUCAAGACGGAGGGGGACGUCGACGAGGCACAAACCACAUUGGUGUCAGAACUGGAUUUUAAGAGCGACUCGGGACACGUGAGAGAGAAGAGCGGAGGCCUGACCGGAGACGAAACAGCCUGUGAUGACGAACGUGGCGACCGGCCUUCUGUUACCAACAGUGCAUCAGUGGAGAGGAGAGAAGAUGUGAGGGAGAAGCUUAAAGAACACCUGGAGGGAUUUCACCUUCAGCUGAGCACCGAGUUCAUAAACUGACAGGAUGUUCUGAACCAACACAACAGUUUGCGUCCAACAUGCUGAAGUCAGAUAUGUUGUUGUCGCCAUGGUCACAAACCUUUUGGGGGAAGUGACAUCCAUACAGUGCUUAGUCACAGCGGGUAUUUUUAUGUGCAGAUCCAAACCAAACCGUGAAUUGUUUCCUACUAAUAAGUGUUGUGAUAAAUCUUAUUCCUCUGAGGCAGUGAUCUCCAUCGUCUCCAGAAGCGAUUAAAAAAACACAUCAGUCUGAGUAACGUUUGAUAGAAACUACAGCAAGCAUCUGUUUUAGGAAAUUUAAAAAAAAAAAAAGAAAUGAAAAUUAAACUCUAUAUUUGUGAGGUGGUUUUUUCUGGUUUGGGUCUUUUUGUGGGAUUUUUGUUGACAGCUAGAAAAAUGCAGAAACACCAGAAUGAAUCAAUCAGGAAAGACUCAAACAACAACACAUGAAUAAUUGAAGAUAAAUAAAUGAAGAUAAAUCUAAUAACAGGAGCAGUAGGUUGGAUAACUUUGAGCAGUGCUGUCUCUGUGCUUUGAUCCUCAAAUAAAUGAUUGCUCUGUAGA